Molecule: messenger RNA, 1464 nt
Organism: Anopheles coustani
Lineage: Eukaryota; Metazoa; Arthropoda; Insecta; Diptera; Culicidae
Product: melatonin receptor type 1B-like
Exons: 3
Coding region: 1-1464 (487 amino acids)
Biological process (GO): G protein-coupled receptor signaling pathway
Cellular component (GO): membrane
Molecular function (GO): G protein-coupled receptor activity
Source: RefSeq, a predicted model, not a curated record
AUGGAAAACCUUACCAGUGAACUGUCAAACGUCACCGGCAGCCUGGCGGGAACGGAAAGCUACCCGAUCGCGGUGACAGCGGGCCAGCUGGCUGGCGCCGUCAUGUCAACACUGCUGGCCCAGCUCGUGACGGCGGCAACAACAACUAAAACCGCACAGCAACAACCGUCCACCGGUACCACCACGCCAACCGCUCGAGAUCGGUACGGCACACCGUACAACGUUACGGACGAGCCGGAACAGUUCCUAGGGCCGGGACCGGAUGGGAGCGGCCAGUCUAAUUUAUGGUUCGUAACCUCGUUAGCCCUGUCGUCCCGAUCGCAGCAACAGCAGCAGCAGCAUCAGCAGAACCAGCAAAACCAACAGCAACAGCAGCAGCAAAACCAGCACCUUCAGCACUCUGGCGCGGGCGGGGAGAGCGGCGUGGGCAACGUGUCACCGGUCACCCUCUCGACCGAGUGGCCCCGGCUCGCCCGGUUGCUGCUGCUCGCCGGGCUGUCCGUCGUCGGCAGCAUCGGCAACGUGUUCAUGAUAUCGUCCGUUAUGAUCGAGGACCAUCUGAAGAAAGCAGGCAAUGCAUUCAUAGUGAACAUAGCGCUCGCAGACUUACUUAUCACUAGCGUAGUGAUGCCAGCGUCCACGAUCGUCCUGCUGGCUGGCAUCGACAAUUCCGACACGGAAGUAUGCAACUUUCACUGGUUCUUAGCUGCUUGCUCGUUUUUGGUUAGCAUUUUAACACUAGCCAUGAUGGCUAUCGAGAACUACCUACGGUUGUGCACGUUCCAGAAUGAGCGCGGUUGGUUCAACAAAACCAAAACGACCGCUAUCUUGCUGCUGAUCUGGACCGUGGCCUGCAUUGCGUCCGGCAUGCAGUUCAUGUACGACAUCCGGUUCGACUACUGCAACUGGAAGGUGCAGCAGGUGAUUCCGCAAGAGGCUGGCGUGGUAGGGCUGGCGGUGCUACUACCCCUUCUGCUGACCUUCAUCACGCACGUCCGCCUCAUAGUGGAUGUCAAGCGGACGAUGGCCCUGCCCGCGUUCAAGCCGAGCCUCGCCUACACCUGGGACCUGUCGCUGGCGCGCACCAACUUCUACAGCUUCCUGAUCUUCGUCGUGUUCUGGCUGCCGUUCUGUGUCAUCUUCGCGUACGGCACCGCCCGGUUCGUCUCGAACCGCGUCUUCUACACGACCGUCUGGAUCGGGCUGUCCAAGUCCUGCUUCCACAACGUCAUCUACUGCCUCACGAACCGGCACUUCCGGAGCGCCUACAUCAGCCUGUUCAACUACUGCUGCUGCAAGACGACGGUCGCCGUCUCGCGACGCCAGCGGGCCGACGGUAAUCGCCCGACGGCGGACGUGCGCGUUCACAUCAUCCCGGGCUACAACAUGUACUCGUACACCAGCCCGCAGCGCUCCGGCAACUGCCACGGCCACUGGGGCAAGCGCGACUGUCACGAGUUAUGA